GGUACCGGGGGGUACCGGCGGUCCCGGCGGCCUCGCAGCCCUUUGUGUCCCCCAGGAUGGCGGCGUGGGCGCUGCUGGCGCUGCUGGCUCUGGCUCCGGCGGCCGCAGGGGGAAUGCUCAGCUUUGCCUCCUACUAUGGUGACCACAUGGUGCUGCAGAAGAAGCCAUCAGGGGCUGUGGUGUGGGGCCAUGGGGACCUGGGGGCCGUGGUCACUGUGACUCUCUCAGGGGCUGGUGGCCUCAUCGUCAUGGAGAAAACAGCUCACGUCAAAGGGCCUUCUGGGACAUGGACAACUGUCCUGGACCCRAUGAAUGCGGGUGGUCCCUAUGCACUGACAGCUGAGCAGGGCWGGGAGAAUGUGACACUGCGGGACAUCUACUUUGGAGAUGUGUGGCUUUGCAGUGGGCAGAGCAACAUGGCAAUGACAGUCCUGCAGGUGGCCAACGCCAGCCAGGAGCUCGCCGCUGCCACUCGUUACCCCUAUGUCCGGAUCUUUGCUGCGACACCUUCCCGCUCCAAUGUGGAGCUGCAGGACCUGGAGCGGAUCGACUUGCCAUGGUCCAUUCCCACAGCUGAAAACCUGGGCCAUGGGAAUUUCACCUACUUCUCGGCCGUCUGCUGGCUGUUUGGGCGCUCCCUGUAUGAGGCUCUGGGGUCCCCCAUCGGGCUGGUGGAGGUGGCCUGGGGGGGGACCCCCAUCGAGGCCUGGUCCUCCCGCCGGGUUCUGCAGGCCUGUGGGCUCCCGGAGGACAYGGGGAGCAUCUCCCCACAUCAGCAUCUCUCUGGCCCACAAACGCCCUCUGUGCUCUGGAACGCCAUGAUCCACCCGCUGCUCAACAUGACCCUGCGGGGCGUUGUUUGGUACCAGGGUGAGGCCAAUGCGUUCCUGAACACAGACCAGUACAACUGCACCUUCCCYGCACUCAUCGCCGACUGGCGCCGGGCUUUCCACGCUGGAUCAGCCGGACAGACGGAACCGCUUCUCCCCUUUGGCUUCGUGCAGCUGUCCACCUACCGCCGUCAGAGUGUGGAUGACAGCUUCGCCCGGCUCCGCUGGCACCAAACCGCUGACCUGGGGGUGGUUCCCAAUGCCAGGAUGCCCAGCACUUUCAUGGCUGUAGCCAUGGAUCUGGGUGAUGAACACUCUCCCUAUGGCAGUAUCCACCCCCGGGACAAGCAGAAUGUGGCGCACCGGCUGCUGCUGGGUGCCAGGGCUGUAGCGUACGGGGACAAGGACCUCGUGUUCCAGGGACCAUAUCCCACCCGGGCUAUCCUGGAGGUGACCCGGGGGCUGCUGAAUGUCACCUACAGCCAGGAGCUCAUCUGCCGUCAGAGGGACAUGCAGGCAUUUGAGGUGUGCUGCUCCAGCCAGGCAUCCCCGUGCCGGUGGCUGCCAGCACCAGUGGUGGCAGUGGGGUUCCGCACGGUGACACUGGCCCUGAGUGGCUGYGGGACGCUGCUGCUGGGCCUGCGCUAUGCCUGGGCCGAGUGGCCCUGUGAGUACCAGGCCUGCCCCCUCUAUAACCCCCAGGGGUUGCCUGCACCCUCCUUCCUGCUGGACACCCUCCCUGCAGGGAACGCUGCUGGAGGGACGGAGCUGCUGCUCCUCCCCGGUUCCAGGUUCCCCCUAAAUUAGGGAGAYGAGUGAGCUCAGGCCUCUGGCAAAGCACUCGUGGCUCCUGACACUGUCCCUUCCCCAGCCAGGGAGCAGAGGCUUGAUUACUACCUUAUUAAUUAAACAACUUUUCAGCUCCUCUUUGGACUCAAACCAAGGCUAUUGGAGUGCCAAUUUACAAUUUAGUAUAUGAAAAAUUAUAUAAGGAGAAGCAGCAGGACACACCAAUGGGAGCUGAACCCCUCACUGCUGCUCCCUUGCCUGUGGAGSUGGUCCUGGCUCYCCAGACCCCCCAUUUCUCUGGGCAUGGACUGCUGAUCUCCCGGGCAGGGUUAUGACAGGAUCCAGGGUGGAGAGGGGGAGAGAGGAGCUCUGCCAAAAACCCACAGCCAAACACUAAGGCUGGGCUGAGACAGGGAGCUGUGGUGAGCCACAAGUGCCAUCCACCUCCCUCUCUUAAUAAAUAGUUAAA
Molecule: messenger RNA, 2088 nt
Organism: Malurus melanocephalus (red-backed fairy wren)
Lineage: Eukaryota; Metazoa; Chordata; Aves; Passeriformes; Maluridae
Gene: SIAE
Product: sialic acid acetylesterase
Exons: 10
Coding region: 57-1637 (526 amino acids)
Biological process (GO): carbohydrate metabolic process
Molecular function (GO): sialate O-acetylesterase activity
Source: RefSeq, a predicted model, not a curated record